GCAAACCACGGUACAGAAAAAUAAAGAGCCUUGUUCAUAGGUCCUGAACCACAUUGUCUCCAUCAUUAUUUAUUAAUCUAUACAGUUCUUCAUCCUUGCAUUGUGUGUUCUGUAUCUCAUACCAGAAUCCAAUGAGAAUUUCAUUUGUUCCAUGGCUUUCCUUCAUAUUCUGCUAUUGGUAUUGGACUCAUCAUGGUGUUGCAAUCACUGUGGUCCAUGGCCAAUGUCUCGAGGAUCAACAACAAUUGCUGCUUAAAUUGAAGAGCAGCCUCAAAUUCAAGCAUCAAUUUUCCAGCAAACUGGUGUCUUGGAAUGAAAGCAUUGAUUGCUGCCAGUGGAAUGGUGUAACAUGUUUUGAUAAUAGACAUGUUUCUGGUCUUGACCUGAGUCUGGAAUCAAUCCAGGGUGGUUUCGACAAUUCAAGUAGCCUUUUCAGUCUCCAAAAUCUCCAAGUUUUGAAUUUGGCUAUCAAUAACUUCAAUUCAGUGAUACCAGCAGGAUUCAACAAGUUGAAGAACUUGACUUAUCUGAAUUUGUCAUAUGCUGGCUUUGUGGGAGAUAUUCCAGUAGAGAUUUCACAGUUGACAAGGUUAGUUACUCUGGAUAUUUCUUCCUUCUGUUCUUAUUUCGCGCAGCGACAACUAAGAUUAAAGAAUCCAAACAUGCAAAAGAUUGUCCAGAAGCUCACCAGGAUUCGGCAACUGUAUCUGGAUGGUGUCACUAUAACAGCUCAGGGACAUGAAUGGUGCAAUGCUUUGUUGCAACUACCAAAUUUGCAAGAAGUGAGCAUGUCAUGCUGCAAUCUCUCAGGAUCCCUUGAUUCUUCACUUACUAGACUUAAGAAUCUCUCGGUGAUUCGACUCGAUGGGAAUGAUUUAUUUUCAUCUGUUCCAGAAUCCUUUGCCAAUUUCAAAAACCUAACCUCCCUGAGCCUUAGUGAUUGCAGAUUGAGAGGAAAGUUUCCAGUGAAGAUCUUUGAGGUAGCAACAUUGUCUGAUAUAGACAUCUCAUUCAACAUGGAUCUUCACGGCCCUUUGCCAGAAUUUUCGCUGAAUGGACAUCUUCGAAAGUUGGUUGUAAGUAACACAAGUUUAUCAGGAGCACUACCUGUAUCUAUAAGUAAUCUGAGUCAGUUAUCCCACUUAGAUCUUUCUUUCAGCCAAUUUAAUGGAACACUUCCUAUUUCAUUGUCAAAACUCAAGGAACUCACCUAUCUGGACUUAUCAUUCAAUAACUUUAGUGGUCCAGUUCCAUCUUUCUAUAUGUCCAAGAAUCUCACACAUUUAGACAUGUCUUUCAAUCUCCUCAAUGGAUGCCUUCCUCCUUCUCUUUUUACACUUCCAUUCAUUCGACUUAUUCAACUUUCCGACAACAAUUUUCAGUGUCCUCUGCAUGUACUUUCAAGUUCUACUUCCAACGUGUUGGAGACUCUGGAUUUAAGCAAUAACAAUUUACAAGGGUCCAUUCCUGUAACUAUUUUUCAAUUCAAAUCACUUGGUGUUCUGCAGUUGUCCUCCAACAAGUUCAAUGGAACAAUACAGAUAGAUAUGUUUCAAAAACUUGAAUACCUAACCACACUAGAUCUUUCACAGAAUAACUUGUUAAUAGAUGCAAAUGUUAGGGACUCACAUCUAUCUUUCCUCCCCAAAAUGAGGAAUGUAAAGUUGGCUUCCUGCAAUUUGACAAAAUUCCCAAGUUUUAUAAGAAACCAAUCCAAAUUAGUUUCUUUGGACCUCUCAAGCAACAAUAUUCAAGGAUCUAUACCUAGAUGGAUUUGGCAACUUGGGUCCCUCACUCAAUUCAAUAUCUCCAACAAUUUUCUCACCAUGAUUGAAGGACCUGUGCAGAAUGCUAGUUCUACUUUGAGUGUGAUUGACCUUCACUCGAACCAACUCACGGGCAACCUUCCAGUAUUUCCAGUACAUGCCACUUAUUUGGACUACUCAAUGAAUGACUUCAGCUCCUCUAUUCCACCAAAGAUUGGAAGCUACCUUUCAUCCAUAAUUUUCAUGUCUCUUUCAAGAAAUAGAUUAGUUGGGAGUCUUCCUGAAUCAUUGUGCAAUAAUUCAAAUCUUCUAGUUCUAGAUUUUUCCUACAAUCAACUUAAAGGGACAAUUCCAAGGUGCUUAAUGCAAUCUGAGACCGUUGUGGUGUUAAAUCUGCAACAUAACCAACUCAGUGGAAACAUCGAUUUCACCUUUCCGGUAUCUUGUAAAUUAAGGACUUUAAAUCUCAAUGGAAAUCAACUGGUUGGUCCAAUUCCUAAAACUCUUUCGAAUUGCAAAGAAUUAGAGGUCUUAAACAUUGGAAAUAAUCAUGUUAAUGAUGGAUUUCCAUGUUUCUUAAAGAAGUUAUCCACACUUCGUGUGAUGGUCUUGCGGGAAAAUAAAAUGCAUGGUAUCAUUGGAUGUCCUAAUAUCAGCAGUAACUGGCAGAUGCUCCAAAUUGUUGAUCUGGCUUUGAACAACUUUAGUGGCUUACUUCCAGGAAAAGCCUUCAAAACUUGGAAAUCAAUGAUGCUUGAUGAGGAUCCGGGUAUAUUAAAUUUCAGUCAAAUUCAAUCUCAGGUACUUAAAUAUAGUAGUGGUGGUAUUUACUAUCAUGAUUCAGUGACAGUUGCCAUCAAAGGUAUACAAGUAGAGCUCGUUAAAAUCCUAAAUGUGUUCACUAUUAUUGACUUCUCAUCCAACAAGCUUCAAGGGCCAAUACCAGAAGAACUCAUGAACCUUACAGGACUUGUUGCUCUGAACUUGUCACAUAAUGCUUUCACAGGCCAUAUACCACCAUCAAUAGGGAAUUUAAGACAACUCGAGUCGUUGGACCUGUCUAUGAAUCAUUUUGAAGGCAGCAUUCCCACACAGCUUGCAGAUUUAAGUUUCCUUUCAUACCUGAACCUCUCCUAUAAUCAGCUGGUUGGAAAAAUCCCUAUAGGUACACAGCUUCAAUCAUUUGAAGCAACUAGCUUCGCUGGCAAUGCAAGAUUAUGCGGUCCUCCUUUAACCCGAAACUGUAAUGAGGCCUCUGAUAUUCCUAAUGCCAAUUCAACAGAUGAAGCACACACAGAUUCAGGAGACACAUUAGAUUUGUCAUUCUUAUUAGGUGGAGUGGGUUUUGGGGUUGGAGCAGGACUGGUUGUUGCCCCAUGUAUGUUUUGGAAGAGGGGAAAGAAAUGGAUCAACCACAUAAUUGAUACCAUUCUCCUAACUGUUCUUCCAAUGUUUGGUCAGUCAUAUACACCCAUUGAUAAUGAUGAUGAGACAGAAGAAGAUGCUGAAGAAGAGGACUCAGAUAUGGACGAGGAGAGUGAUUAUAGUGAAGAUCAAGAUAUAUUCAGUUAUCUGUUUCAAGAGAGGUAUUGUGUUUCAUGCUCCAAGUUUGACAUCAGCAACAAGAAGGUUCUACAUGAUCCGAGGUGUACAUGCUACCACUCACCAAUUGUUUCAAUUUCUAUUUAUUCAAAAUCAUGUUCUUCUUAGUAUGUAUGUAUGUAUGUAUGUUUACAAUUGCACAUAGAAUUC
Molecule: messenger RNA, 3518 nt
Organism: Arachis duranensis
Lineage: Eukaryota; Viridiplantae; Streptophyta; Magnoliopsida; Fabales; Fabaceae
Product: receptor-like protein 6
Exons: 1
Coding region: 132-3476 (1114 amino acids)
Molecular function (GO): protein binding
Source: RefSeq, a predicted model, not a curated record